Messenger RNA from Erythranthe guttata (spotted monkey flower), 2219 nucleotides. NCBI's taxonomy places the organism in Eukaryota, Viridiplantae, Streptophyta, Magnoliopsida, Lamiales, Phrymaceae. The record is from RefSeq and is a predicted model, not a curated record.
CACACACACACACACACACACAUCUGACAUUGGAUCAUAAUUGAUUUCUGUGUUUAAAUCUCACUGUUCUAUUGAGUUCAUAUACUUUUUGUACUGAAUUCUCUGUAUAUUUGAUGUAUGUAGAUUUUUGUUGGAUUAAUAUUUUUAAUUGAAAAGUGGAAUCAAUUAGUUUUUUCGUAAUCGAUUCGCUGUCGGAAUUUCAUUACCAGUAAUAAUAAUCCUCUGCAGCUAUAUGUCGUCGUUGAAGAUCCCUCUAUAUGUGUUCGUUUUGUUGUCUACUUUCAUUUCGAGCCCGAGUUCCACCGUAGCCGAUAAAAGAAGCGAUCGGAGAAUCGUUGCCCGCCGAGGAAUCGUGGCCACAGAUCACGGCCAAUGCUCCACUAUCGGGAGAGACGUGCUUAGAGAAGGCGGCCAUGCCGUCGAUGCAGCGGUGGCUGCCGCCCUCUGCCUAGGUGUUGUCAGCCCUGCCUCUAGCGGCAUUGGUGGUGGUGCGUUUAUGCUCGUCCGAUCGGCUGAUGGGAAAACGGAAGUUUAUGAUAUGAGAGAAACUGCUCCAAAACUCGCUUCCAAGAACAUGUACAAAGGAAAUGCCGAUUCAAAAGCAAGUGGGCCCCUCUCCAUAGCAGUUCCGGGCGAACUCGCAGGCCUUCAACAUGCAUGGAAAAAACACGGAAAAAUCCCUUGGAAACGCCUCGUAAAACCAGCCGCCAAAAUCGCCCAAAACGGAUUCAAGAUUUCCCCGUUUCUCCAUAUGCAGAUGACGAAAACCGAAUCGGGAAUUAUGGCAGACAAGGGACUCUCCGACAUAUUCACAUUAAACGGUACUUUAUUGCAAUCGGGCGAUAUAUGCUACAACAAGCAACUUGCUAAAACGUUGAGGGAAAUAUCGAGGCACGGAGCAAAGGCGUUGUACGGUGGAAAAAUCGGAGCUAGUUUAGUUAAGGAUGUCGAAAAUAAUGGAGGAAUAUUAAUAAUGGAAGAUUUGAAGGAGUACAAAGUGAAAUUUAGAGAACCGGUUUCGGUAAAUGUUAUGGGAGUCGAAAUACUUAGCAUGCCUCCCCCUUCUUCCGGUGGUGCUGCGUUGUCGCUAAUAUUGAAUAUUCUGGCUGAUUAUCGAGGCUUGUCUAACAUUCUCGAUUCGCUUAUGAUCCAUCGAGAGAUUGAAGCUUUAAAAAACGCAUUUGCUAUGAGGAUGAAUCUUGCCGAUCCGGAAUUCGUUGAUGUCAAGGAUGUUUUGAAAGACAUGUUGUCCAAAGAAUUUGCUAACGAGCUUAGGAAAACGAUUCGCGACAAUACGACCUUUAAUUCCAGUCAUUAUGGCGGGAGGUGGAACCAAAUCCACGAUCACGGAACGAGCCACGUCUCGAUUGUGGACGGUCAACGCAACGCCGUCUCGAUGACCUCCACAAUCAAUGGAUAUUUCGGCUCCAAGUUUCUCUCUCCUACCACGGGAAUAAUUCUCAACAACGAAAUGGACGAUUUCUCAAUGCCCGCAAAUAAAUCAGAAAACGUUCCACCUCCUGCACCGGCCAAUUUCAUCGUCCCCGGAAAAAGACCGUUGUCAUCUAUGACGCCCACAAUUGUCGUAAAGGAUGGACAACUAAAAGCCGUCGUAGGGGCAAGUGGAGGAUCCCUAAUAAUCGCAGGCACAACGGAAGUUCUACUGAAUUAUUUAGCAAGAGGAAUGGAUCCACUCUCUUCCGUUUUAGCUCCAAGAUCUUACCAUCAGCUGAUUCCGAACGUGUUGCGAUACGAAAACUGGACUGUACCGACGGGCGAUCACUUUGAGGUUCGACGAGAAAUAAGGGAUGCCCUAAAAAAGAAGGGGCAUGUUCUUGAAAGCAUAAGUGGUGGAACAAUAUGCCAAUUUGUUGUUCAAGAAUUGAAUGGGCAUCUUAUUGGUGUAAGUGACCCUAGAAAGGGUGGAUUUCCAGCUGGUUAUUGAUGUUAAUAAUUAUUCUGGAUUUUCGAUUUAAUCAAUUAUCGGUUGGAUUUCGGAAUUAAAGUCGGAUCGAAAAUUUUCAAGACUUUUUUUAUAUGUAAUUCCAAUCCCAACCAAAAAAUAUCGAAAAAUGCCGCUUCAUUAGACCCCAAGUGUUUUGAAAGAAUCGAUGGCCCCAAAUUCAUAAUAAAUAACAAAAAUAGAGAUGUUAUGUGAAAUGCGAUAACACUUAAACAUGCAGCCGAAUAAAUAAAAACAAACAUGAAGUUUUAUUUAA